CUAGUCUCUCACUGCACCCAGCCCGCUCCGUUGCAUCUCCACACUUUCCUCCCCUCGCAUCUUUCUUCUAGCUAGUCCUCCUUCAGCUCUAUGUUGUUGCCACUGGUGCCAUUCAUAUACUGAAGCCCCCUAAAUAGUUGUACAAACAAUGAUCUACAGAGUAACGUCAUUGUUAAUACGGCACUAGGACAAGGUUCCAUGUUGUUCUAGUAACAACUAACAAGAGAAGAAUAACAGUAGUAACUUCCCCUGAAUCAGAGUAACACAGCUAGGGAGGAACAUCAUUGUUUAUACAACACUAGCACAAGGUUCCAUGUCCUUCUCGCUAAUUUGGCUGCAUGACAAUUAACACAAAGUAGCAACUCAAGAAAUUAACUUCCAAAAGGAGGCAGGGCCAGCCGAGGGACCCCAGCGAUUAGUUACUUCCCAUGAUCCCCACUGGCACAAAAAUUAGCUAGGAGAGCCAGUGCGAGGUCUGAACCCAAGUCUUAAUUUUAUUUGAGACCGCAUCACUGAGUGCUUAGUUAAUUGGCAGGGAUUAUUUUAUUGAUCCCAACCACUCAAAUGAAUUCACUCGACGCUACUCACAUCUUUAUAUCCCCCUCGUCCUGCAUUUCUCUGUCACUCCUACACAUCUCUCUGCAGUUUGCACAGCAAACACCCUCUCCGGCAUUGCUCCCUCCGUCUCAUCACAUCGCCUGCCUUCACGGCGAGGGAGUUCAUACUUCAUACCGCGUGAGGGCCGAUGGACGUUGCCGUCAGUGCGGCGUGGUGGGUGGUAGGCAAGGCACUGGGCCCCGUCUCAGAUGGCUUCCUGGAGGCUUGGGCUGCUAGCAAGGAUCUCGGCCCCAACGUCGACGCACUCAAGAUGGAGCUCUUGUACGUGCAGGGGAUGCUGAACAACACCCGUGGCAGGGAGAUCGACAACCCGGCCCUGAACGAGCUGCUGCAAAAGCUGCGGCAGCUAGCGUACGGGGCCGAGGACGUGCUGGAUGAGCUGGAUUACUUCCGCAUCCAGGACGGUCUCUACCGCACCUCGGAGGCUGCUGAUGAACAUGCCAAGGGUUGUGUAUGCAACCUCUUCCUCCACGCUCACCACACCGCCAAAGCUGUUGGCAAACUGCUUGGGUGCUCUGCACGCUCGUGUGCUGCUGCUAACCCUCGUCAUCCCGGGGAGCUGAGAUCGGAAGAAGAUACAAGGCAGCAAGUUCAGUGCUGCACUUGGCCAUGUGCCGGGAGAACUGCAAGUGGCAAUACCCCAUUGGUCCCAAACACAGACCAAGCUGAUGGGGAGGCCAGCGGAUGCAUUCGCAAGCUUGCUUCUGGUGCUCUCAACACCGUGCGUACUGUCGGUAAACUCUUCCCUUGCUCAUCCUUCCCACCCGUUCAUGAUGAUGUUUCUGGCAAGUCAGUCCUUUGUGGUGCCUGCAUACGCAAGGCACCACAGCAAAAGCAUGUGAAGGAAGCACGAAAAUUAGAGUUUGAUAGGGUGGAUUUAUCUACAAGAAUGAAGCAUAUUGUAGAGCAACUGCAGCCCUUAUGUGCAAAGGUAACAGUUAUUCUUAAUCUUGAGUUGUUGGGUUCUAAUCAUACUACCACCACAGACAUUCCCAAGAGUCCUCCCACCACCACCUCUGACAUUAUAGAAUCAACAUUGUACGGGAGGGACCCUGCGAAGAAGAGAAUCAUAGAUAUUAUCACUCAUGAUAAAUAUAGUGGCGAGAACCUAACUAUCUUGCCAAUUGUUGGUCCGGGUGGCAUAGGGAAGACAACUCUUAUACAACACAUAUAUAACAGCCAAGAAGUGAAAACACAUUUUCAGAUCAAGAUCUGGAUAUGUGUGUCCCAGAAUUUCAUUGUUAAUAAGCUAAUUGAAGAGAUUGAAAAAGCUAUACCUAGUGUGGAAGGUGAAAAAAAGGGUAGAGCAGAAGAGCUGAUUGAACAAAGAUUAAAUUCUAAAAGCCUUUUGCUUAUAUUAGAUGAUAUAUGGAAGUGUGAAUCUGCAGACUGGGAAAGGCUUUUAGUACCACUCACAAAAGGACAGGCAAAGGGUAACGUAAUUCUAGUUACAACUCGGUUUCCAGCUGUAGCAGAAAUUGUUAAAACAACUGAUAAUUCAAUAGAUCUGGAGGGUUUAGAACACGGUGAGUUUAGGAAAUUUUUCCGAGCAUGCAUAUUUGGAGAUGAGCAAUCACAAAAAGAUCAUGAUGGCUUGCUUAAUAUUGGAGAUAAGAUAGCAGAAAAGUUAAAGGGGUCCCCUCUUGCAGCAAAAACCGUAGGUAGAUUAUUGAGGAACCACCUUGAUGUGCAUCAUUGGACAAGAGUCCUAGAAAGUAGAGAAUGGGAAAUGCAGACCGGUGAGGGUGACAUUUUGCCUGCACUGAAACUUAGCUAUGAUUAUCUACCUUAUCAUCUGCGACAAUGUUUUUCCAGUUGUGCUUUGUUUCCUGAAGAUUACAAGUUUCACAGUGAAGAACUCAUUCAUUUCUGGAUAGGACUAGAUAUUUUACAUCCUGGUGGUCGAAAUAAAACAAUUGAAGAUGUAGGUCUGGACAAUCUAAAUGAUUUGGUGAACAGUGGAUUUUUCAAAAAAGAUGAAACUGACGGGCAUCCAUAUUAUAUCAUCCAUGAUCUGUUGCAUGAUUUAGCUUUAAAGGUUGCAUCUCAUGAAUAUCUUAGUUUGCAUCACUCUAAUGUGAGAUCAAUAGAAAUUCGGCCAUCUAUCCGUCACUUGUCGAUCGUGAUAGAUGGUCCAGAUGAUAGUAACGGGAUAACUGAUGAAAAAUUUAAGAGUGAGUUGGGGAAACUUAAGACAAAACUGAAGGUUGAGAACUUGCAAACAUUAAUUAUAUUUGGAGGAGGAGACAAAAGUUCUGUCAACAUUUUGGGUGAUUUGUUCAUGGAAGCAAAUGCUCUCCGUGUUCUUUGUUUGCCCACAUUAUCAUACCCCUUGGAAUCCAUGUUGCGUAACUUUUCAUCACUUCUGCACCUACGAUACCUAAAGCUAGGUACUUCUAUGAGCCAUAUGCAUUUACCAAUGACUUUAUCUAGAUUUUAUCAUUUGAAGAUUUUGGAUCUACAAAAAUGGGAUGCUUCUUUUCUGUUACCUAGAGACAUGAGUAACCUUGCAAAAUUAUGCCAUUUUCUUGCCCACCAUGAUGAGCUUCUUUCAGGUAUUUAUAAUGUGGGGAAACUAAAACUCUUACAAGAGUUAAGGGCUUUUGCCGUCAAUAAGGAAAACGAAGGGUUUGAAAUAAAUCAACUAGAGCAUCUGACCGAGCUAAGGGAAGUUGGCAUUUAUAACCUUGAGAAGAUACACACGAAAGAAGAAGCGGUUGAAGCAAAACUAAUACAGAAAGACUACUUGCACAAAUUAACACUAGAUUGGGAUAGUGAGCGACCUAAUAGUGAGCCUGGCGCGGAAGUAGUGGUUCUUGAGAGCCUUCAACCACAUAGAAAUCUUCAGGAGCUGAGAAUUACAGGACACCGUGGCCCUUCUUGUCCAACAUGGCUGCGUGAUAACCUGGUUGUUCAGGCUCUACAAUCUCUCUCUCUCUUCUCUGUUUCUUGGGAUAUUUUUCCUUCAUUUGGGAAGAUGUGGAAUCUUCGUGAGCUAGUAUUGUCGAAUAUUUCCACAAUAAAGGAGUUUGAUCUAGAGCAAAGCUUUUGCAAGUUAGUAAGGAAGAUUACACUCACUGGAUUAGAAAAUUUUGAAAAAUGGGUACCACAGCCCACUCAUUUCUUACCUCAUUUGCAAGUACUGAUUAUCACAGAUUGCCCUAAACUCUCAGAGCUGCCAUUUUCAAGCCACAUUGUUUACCCACUGAAACAAGACUGGAACAUAGAUUGGUUUCCCAAACUACAAAAGCUUAAGAUAGAAAACUGCCCUGAAGUGUUGCUACUGCCUCCUAUUCCUUGGACCCAAUCUUUGUGCUCUGUCAAGAUAAGUGAUGUGGGAUCAAAACUAGUGAAGAAGUUGGUCUACUCAAAAUCAUCUUCUGGAGUAGAAUUGGAAGUUAACGCACAGGAUGGUCUGCAUAACUUAGAUCAGGUGUUACUAUUCAGUCAACUUACAGAAAUUCAGGAGUUGAAGAUAAAAAAUUGCCCACCUUUGGAGCUGAAGUAUUUUAUAAUGCUAACCUCAUUGAAGAAAUUGUGGGCAUGGUCUUCAAAUCAUGGGGUGGUGGCAUCAGAAGUUCAGAGUGGUGGCGAAUGGCAGCAUCCUGUUGAGGACAUUAAAAUCUGGGUUUCUGAUUCUAGUGGAAAGGAAUUGACGCAGUUCUUGUCUCACCUCCCAAAGCUAUCCAAAUUGCAAGUGUAUCGUUGUGAAAACAUAACACAGUUUGCUGUGGGGGUGGAUUUGCAGCAAACAACAUCACCAGUAGUAUCAUCGUCAACCUCUUCAGAUGUUACAAUUGAUGAAACACAAGCAAAAGAUGAGCAGCAAGAAAUAGCAGAGGUGGAGAAGGAGGAGGCAAACACGGUGGAUGAUGAUGGGCUGUUGCUCCUCCCUGCACAUCUCUCCAACUCUCUGCAGACGUUGGUCAUCAAAAUAGGUGGUGCGGUUGUUCAUUCCCUCAGUGCCCUCCAAGCCAUAACUACCCUUUGGUUAGAAGAUUGUUCUUUUUACCACCCUUUCCCUCCCACGCUGCUAGACCUGCAACUUUCGUCCGUGAAGGGCGUGCAGACGAUGGAGUCCCUUUCAAACCUCACCUCUCUUACCCGAUUAGAAAUAUAUCGUUGCGGAGAGGAUUUAAGAUGCGAGGGCCUGUUGCCUCUCCUUACUCGGGGCCAGCUCAGCAAUUUAAAAGUCAAAGGAAGCCCCAAUUUCUUUGGUGGGUGGGAUCCCAAUCCCAUGCGGGGGAUGACAGAAUCCAAACUGCAGAAUCUCGAAACAGAUGACAUCGAGGGCUUACUCGAUGCGCCCGUCCUCUGUAGCCUCCUCUCUUCCUCCCUCACAUCGUUGGACUUUAUUGGGAACCAUGAGACGACGCGCUUCACAAAGGAGCAGGAGGAGGCCUUUCAACGCCUCACCUCGCUCCAGGAACUCUGGUUUUGGGGUUGCGACAAGCUCGAGCACCUCCCUGCAGGCCUAAACAAGCUGACCAACCUCAAGAGAUUAUGGAUCUGGUGGUGUCCAGCCCUCCGGUCGCUGCCCAAUGGCGGCCUCCCGAGUUCACUGCGAGAAUUAGAUGUCAACAGGUGCGACAACGAGGAGCUAACAAAGCAGUGCAGGCGGUUGAUGGGAACCAUUCCGAAAAUCAUACUAUAGACCAAUCCAAGCUGGUCUCUCUGCUGGGAGUUGUGCAUUCUUCUACCCUUGUGGAAUUCUCUCCAUACAUGGACAGUGGCGCAUGAGGGUUCCGUGUGGUAUUUUCUUCAUGUACAUAAUAUGGUUUCCUUGUUCAUCAAGUCGACAGACAGAGUCAUGCAAGGUUGAACAUGAAAUCUGUACUUCAGUGUUAGUUCAGAGGAGCACUGGAUGCAGGGAUUUUGCAAAGAGCAGCAGUUUCAGAACACGGCAUUUUUGACAAAGGACCAUUUGAGCGGUGAAAACAGUGUUACCAUGGAACAACAUUGAUAGGUUGUACAACAGCGAUGCUCUCAGUGCUUGUUUUGGCUUUGACUUACGAGAACUAAGCACCAUGUUGCAUCAUCGAGGAGCUAGGACAGGAGUUAAUCAGGAACCAUCCUGAAAAUCAUACUAGAGUACUAGACUGAUCCAAGGUUCUCUGUCUUGGGAGUUGUACACUUUUUAGCCUUGUUGAAUCCACCCCGUCCAUACAAAGUCUGCACAUGAGGAUCUUGUGUUGUAUCUUCUUACUGUACAUAGUACACAAAUCUGUUACAUUUUGAUCGUCACUCAACAAGACUGGCUGGUGUACUUAGCUUGUUUGGCUGUGAGGAUCGUAAUGCUGGAAUAUAUAUUGCUGAUUUGCUACUGAAUAUAAGGACCUUUACAAGAAUACCCUUCAUACCAUCACAGUGCUUACGUGUUGCCUAAAGCCAGCCGAGAUCUCAAGCUGUCAUUAAUUGAUGUGGCCUGUGGACAGGUCUGGAAUUCAACAAUUAAGUAGUAGCAGAUCUGUGCAAAGGUUAGUAAACCCCCCUGCUGAAAUUCACGAUCGCUUUAGCUAUGAUAGGUUGUAUUCAAAGUGGAAUUGUCAAACUCUUAUUACCUCAUGAGACCAAGGUUAGAGAACUUGUUGCUUUCUUGAUAUGUCGGCAGUCUAGCUUUUUAGCACGCUCAUAAUCUCUGAAUUCAUUGCCAUGUUGAAUUAAAUAACACAAGAGAGUUUUCAGGUAGAUAUAGUUGUAAAGGUAGAGAACACUUGUUACUAGGUGAUUGAUGAACAUUGAUAGGGCAAAAAGACUUGAGCUUGCUAAUUUUUACUCAUAGAACCUGCUGAGUUGAGUAUGGUGAAGGUGAUUUUAUUCUCUUCUUGAUUUGGAGUAUUUUUUUCCCAUCCCACCAAUGCCAAAAAUAGAGCAGAUUCCAGAGCCUUGAUUAUUCGCAAUUUGAAUAUUUUUAGUGCGUAUUGUUAAGUUUGAUGUUCCUCUAGUCUGAAUUCUUUCAAAGCCAGUCAUUCUCUUCGCGUAACUUUACACUUUCCAGCCUCUUCACUCGGCAUUGCAUUCCUUCAUAAGGAUAUCAUGAACAUUGCCGGUGUACAUAUACAAAUCCCGGAAAUUGAACCAUUGCCUUCCAUUUGUUCACACCAUACCUGCCUAUAUAGUACAUCACUUUGCACCGGGAAUUCCAUAGUAGUUGAUUAUUCCAUGAGCACAGUCAUCAAAGUUCGAGAAGACUCUAAAGGGCUUUAUUGCCAUCAACCCUGCAAAAUUCAUUAUUAUGAAGAGCUAUAUUCAUCAGCAUUGGUUCCUCUCUUAGAUACAAAUGAAAAAAAAAGAAAUAAAGAAAAAGCGAGAUGAGCACCAUGCAAAAGAUCAAAGGGUUCAUUCUCAAGCAGGACAAAAUAGCCAGCAGCGCUUCCAUAUUCAUGUGCAGAUUAAUCAAACUACUAUCUAUGCAUAUCGAUAACGGGAACAUCACUCACAUCCCGGGAUCACCUUACAUUGCAUAGGCCUCUCAAAUCAUUUCUUUGGUGUGAGUCCAUUCCCUCCCACAUACCCUGAUACUACUUCUUUCAAUGACUGGAACUAAAGACUUCUUUGUACUGGAGUUGAACUCUUAUUUAGCUUUACAAUCUAGAUUCAGAUUUGCUAUUUUUUUAAUUACCUUACCAAGCUCCAGAUAAGCUUUCCACAAAUAUAAAGUAGAUAGGGAAUACUUGGGCUACUGGCCAGUGAGGACUAUAUAAUUAUGUGACGAGAGUAAUUCCAGAUCAUGACGAGGUAAUUUCACUAGAUACCUGCUCUUGGAAGAUUCACAAAGGAAUAAAAUUGUUGGCUACUCAUGUUUCCUUUUGUUCUUGACAUUGAAGUCAAACAACCAAGUGAUUAGUGUUCAAAAACUUUUAUAGCUAUAUUGUCGAUGCUGGUUACUCUCAAAAAUUGAAAUCUAUUCCCUACUGGCAAUGAAUAAGAGUAGUUAUUUAAGUGUGCUCAAUCGCUAGCUUGCUACUUUUAUAAGUUUGCAGGAAGUGCCUCGACCCGAAGUUCAUGAGGGUUUCAAUAAUUGUUUGCACAUGAACACUUGUUUGCAAUCUAGCUAUGCUAAGCUUUCAGGUAUUUCACAAGCACGGAGGCAAGUUGAAUCAGGAGCCUAAAUCAUCUGGCCGCGAUUGGAGACUCUCCUCUUUUCUCAUGGGAAGACCCAGAAAGGGAGAGGCCUGAGAUGAAUCAUGUAUACCUUUUGUUUCUCUUUGUAGCCACUUUCUUCCUGAUAAUGCUAUAAGGAAGUGAGAAUGGUUUUUUCACACCUAGUACUACUUUCCUUGCAGCUUCAGUUUGUAGUAGGUUUCGAUGGGUGGUAUGAAAACAGGACAAAAAAUUUCAUUUGUUUUCUCAGCGUGGACAUGUAUAUUCAGUGUAAUGAAGUGCAGUUGUUUGCAAUAGUAUCUUCAUAUCUGAACC
Molecule: messenger RNA, 8037 nt
Organism: Triticum aestivum (bread wheat)
Lineage: Eukaryota; Viridiplantae; Streptophyta; Magnoliopsida; Poales; Poaceae
Product: disease resistance protein RGA2
Exons: 8
Coding region: 746-5272 (1508 amino acids)
Molecular function (GO): ADP binding; ATP hydrolysis activity
Source: RefSeq, a predicted model, not a curated record